Molecule: messenger RNA, 1530 nt
Organism: Fulmarus glacialis (Northern fulmar)
Lineage: Eukaryota; Metazoa; Chordata; Aves; Procellariiformes; Procellariidae
Product: PGC-1 and ERR-induced regulator in muscle protein 1-like
Exons: 4
Coding region: 1-1530 (509 amino acids)
Biological process (GO): regulation of DNA-templated transcription; response to muscle activity
Cellular component (GO): cytoplasm; nucleus
Source: RefSeq, a predicted model, not a curated record
AUGGAUAACUUUGAGUACAGCAUCCAUCUGAACGACCGGGACUGGGCUGAGUUCUUCUUGGCGUCGGAGGAAUGCAACCUAGCGCUGGCCACCCUGGCCACAGCCGAGGAGCAGUGUCUCAGUGACAUUGAACAAGGGGACGGCGUGCCAGGGAGGGACUGCCGUGCCAGCACAAACAGGCAGAUCGCAGCGAGGGUGGGCAGCAGGCCAGGGCCUGGCACGGGAAGCUCUGCCCCACGUGGGGUGCCCGGAGACACCUCCCUGCACUGGCCCGCUGGCGGGCACCUCGUCCUGCCGGAGCUUCUCUCGGGCAGCGAGGACGAAACGGACCUGGGCUCGAGCAAAGGGAAGGAGAAGGCAGCCAAGCCAGCUCCUGUGAAGCUGGGGAGCGAGGAGGCAGGGGAGAGCAAACGUCUGGUGCCUGGCCCUGGCACAGAUGAGGGCAAUCCAGCCAUGAGCGCUCCCCCGAAGCAGAAGGUGAAGGAGCCGGGGGCACAGCUCCUGGGGAAGGCGAAGGCCACCAAGCAGUCAAAGCCAGGACAGGCUGGUGGCUUGGGCGUACGUGACAAUGUGCCGGUGAUCCCUGCCAGCGGAGCCACGGCUCCUCUGGGAGAGGCAUGCCCGGAGGUGCCAGGGAAGCCUCUCCAUCCCAAGAGCGUGGUGGCUUCUGGAGGGGAUGCUGCUGAAGGAGCUCAUCGGGAGCCUGCAGCUGAGACCCCCAGGAAGCUGGGUCCCCCUUGCUUUGCAGCCGGGGCCUCUGCAAGGGCAGACACCCUGGACGUGACUUGGCCCGAGAUGUACGAAUAUUUGUUCUGUGACUCCCAAGGGGAAGAAGAAGGAAUGGGAAACUCAAUGGAGGGGGAGAAAACACUCUUGGAAAGGGAAGUAUCCUUGCCUGAACUGUAUGAAUAUUUUUUCAAUGAACCAGAAGGAAACAGGAAAAAAGUCAAGGGGAAAGACAGGAAGCGAAAGAAGUUCAGCAGCUUGGACCACGCUCAGCUGCAAAAUGAGGAUCCUGGCUUGGCCCUAGUCAAAGACUCCCUGGUUGUCUCGGUCCCUGAGGUGUAUGAACACUUCUUUCCAGACGGGCCUGGGAACAGGGCGGGCUGGCGAGGGGUUUUCUCAGUCACUCCAGCCUCCGAGGUGAAGAAAGCUGUGAGGGCUUUGAAGUCCCUUCUGCAAAGGCCAAUGCAUCUCAUCAGAGGCCAAGCCCCAGCCUCCCAGGCUCUCGUGCGGAGAGGAUCUGGAGAGAGGCUCCCCAUCGUCCCGCUGGCUCCGCUGGGAAGAGGCCAGGCACGGCCAGAAGGUUUGGACAUGGCCCUUGCACUGACAGGGAGGCCCGAGGCUCCGCUGGCGCUGACCCACAAAGAUAUGUGCCUCGUCUUCUGUGCCUUUGCGUCCUGGGCAGUGAAGACCUCCGACCUGCAGGCUCCGGAUGCCUGGAAGACCAUGUUCCUGGCAAGUUUUGGCACGCUUUCUGCCAUCCGCUACUUCCGAAGGCAGGUCAGAGAAGGACACCCCCGGACCUAG